Molecule: messenger RNA, 1309 nt
Organism: Oncorhynchus kisutch (coho salmon)
Lineage: Eukaryota; Metazoa; Chordata; Actinopteri; Salmoniformes; Salmonidae
Product: inorganic pyrophosphatase-like
Exons: 11
Coding region: 117-992 (291 amino acids)
Biological process (GO): phosphate-containing compound metabolic process
Cellular component (GO): cytoplasm
Molecular function (GO): magnesium ion binding; inorganic diphosphate phosphatase activity
Source: RefSeq, a predicted model, not a curated record
CUAAGCUUUCUGUCUAGAAAUGCGCAUGUGCAAUACAGUUCUAGGUGGAUUUAUUUGCAACACUCAGUACACUAGCCAUCACUGCAUCCUCGGCAAGAGCCCAACACAGACUAAACAUGAGCUUCACAGUCGAAGAGAGGGGAAACCCCAAUACAUUGAGCUACCGUUUGUUUUUCAAAAAUGCUGAUGGAAAGUAUGUCUCCCCAUUCCAUGACAUACCUAUGUAUGCUGAUGAGAGCCAGAACAUUUUCCAUGUGGUUGUUGAAGUACCAAGAUGGACAAAUGCAAAGAUGGAGAUUGCAACCAAAGAUCCCCUGAACCCGAUCAAGCAGGAUGUGAAGAAGGGGAACCUGCGUUACGUCGCCAAUGUUUUCCCCCACAAAGGCUACAUCUGGAACUAUGGAGCAAUACCUCAGACUUGGGAGGAUCCCGGGCACAAAGAUGAAGACACUGACUGCUGUGGUGACAAUGACCCCAUCGACGUCUGUGAAAUCGGUACCAAGGUGUGUUCACGUGGGGACGUGAUCAAGGUGAAGGUACUGGGGGUUUUGGCCAUGAUCGACGAGGGGGAAACGGACUGGAAGGUCAUAGCCAUCAACGUGGAGGACCCUGAAGCUAAGGACCUGAAUAACAUCGGUGACAUCCAGAGGCUGAAGCCAGGUUACUUGGAGGCCACCGUGGACUGGUUCAGGAGGUACAAGGUACCAGAUGGGAAACCAGAGAACCAGUUUGCCUUCAACGGAGAGUUCAAAGACAAGGAAUUUGCCAUUGAGACAAUCAAGAGCACCCAUGGCUUCUGGAAGGCACUUAUCUCACAGAAGACCAACUCUGGAGGACUCAACUGUAAAAACACGUGUGUGUCGGCUGGCGACAGCCCCUUCUGCUGCUCCACGGACGAGGCCAAGGCUGUCAUAGAAGGGACAACCCCUUGUGGAACCGAAGAUCCUAUCCCCUGCUCAGUGGAUAAAUGGUUCUACUAUGAGAAGGAGUAACUUUAAGAUGAAGACUCAAUGGACCAGUGUCUCACCUGUUUAGCAAGUGUACUUGAAGAUCAUAGACUUAACGACAGUUAGGGGUGUGGCUGCGAAAGAAUAGACUCUUCUCCAUACUCUGAAGAUAAGAGAAGAUGGGGCAAGAAGAGUGAAAUAAUGUCUGAGGAAAUGUGUUGUUACUGUUAUUUAACAAACGUCUCAUUGGAGAUGUGCUGUCGAGGAGAUAGUACUGGUAGUGUGCUUCCUAUAGCUAGCAACUCAUGUACUGUAUGGGAUCGUAAUUAAUUUAAUAAAGCUUUAUCUGUAAAACAAAAAUA